Molecule: messenger RNA, 1107 nt
Organism: Cylindrotheca closterium
Lineage: Eukaryota; Bacillariophyta; Bacillariophyceae; Bacillariales; Bacillariaceae
Source: the annotation of a GenBank genome assembly
AUGAUGAAAGCUGCAUACAUCACCAGUCGUCCCGACAUUGGAAAACUUACUGAACACCUUCAAUUGGACGAAACUACCAUUCCCACUCUUACUGCUAGCGAAUUGAAACCCAAUCAAGUGCUGAUCCAUGUCAAGGCAUUUUCCAUAAACAUUGACGAUGUAAACGUAGCUCAAGGGAGUAUGCUAGGUGGCAUUGGUAUCGCCCAGGCUCCAUACCCAACGAAAUCUAAUCCACAUGUUCCCGGAAGCGCUUACUCGGGUACCAUUCAGGCCGUUGGGUCCAAAGUGACGGACUUUUUAAAAGGAGACCGAGUUUUUGGAUUCAAUGCACAGCCAUUUCUUCACGAAAUGGGACCAUGGGCGGAGAGGACAAUCGGCAAUCCCAAAAACUUGCUCAAACUGCCAAACAAUUUUACCUUUGUACAAGGGGCUGCCUUGGUCAUGCCGCUGGUGGUAGCUGGUGACAUGUAUGACCUUGCGGUUCCUUCUGUGGCGAUGGGCACCGAACGAGUCAUGGUUCUUGGUGCCAGUGGAGGCAUUGGGUCGGUCUUGGUACAAGCACUUCGAAAGAAAUUCCCCAAACUUCAUAUCGUCGGCGUGUGUUCGUCCAAAAGCAAUGAUUUUGUAAUGAAGCUAGGCGCCAAUUCCACAAUCGACUAUAACAAAGGACCAAUCCAUGUGACUGUGCUGGGAUCUUCGGCGAACGAUAAUUCCAACUUUGAUGUUAUACUCGAUUGCGUGGGUGGAUAUGACUAUUAUCAAAGUGCAGAAAAGAUACUGGCUCCACGUACUGGCACAUUUAUUACCUGUACAGGCACAGAACAAUGGAUUGGUGAUCGCAUGUUUACAAGACUAGAGGCAUUCCAGUAUCUCUGGCAAACCUUUAUGGUACCACUCAUUUACAACAGAUUACCAGGGAAGCACCCAUACUACUACUUUGCGGGACCAAUGACAUUUGGUGAAGGAUCCAGGAUGAUCAUGGAACAAAAGACAAUUCCAGGUAUUGAAAAAGUUAUCCCGUUCGAAGAAGAUGCACUGAAAUCUGCAAUCAAUCUGGUGGCAGCGCAUCGGGCGAAAGGGAAGAUCGUAGUAAAUCUGGAAGCUUAG